Caenorhabditis bovis is the source of this 1200-nucleotide messenger RNA. The record is from the annotation of a GenBank genome assembly. Lineage: Eukaryota; Metazoa; Nematoda; Chromadorea; Rhabditida; Rhabditidae.
AUGGCGGAUCAAGCACAAGUGCCUCCAGCGUCAUCGUCGGCCGCCGGUAGCGUGCCGCCGCCUGCGACGAGCCAAACGAUCCCGCCGAUGAUUCCCUACGAUUACUCAUAUGGUCUUGAUCCGAACGCCCUUCAAAUGACCGACUAUUGGGCGAACGGAUAUCCGCCGAUUGCUCAUUAUCAAGCGCCGCCGAUUGGUGGUGACAUCGAUUACGCGUAUCCACAAUUGUCGCAACUCGCAAAUGCCGCUUCGGAAGGGAAUCCGAACGCGACGAGCGCCACAACGGCGGCCAGCGAGCUCGCCGCGGCGACAAGCACCGCCACCAAUGAAAUGCAUGAGUUGAAAGUCUCGGUGGCGGGUGCGUCGAGCGCGCCGCCGCCGCCCACCACCGCAAUGCUGCCGACGUUGCCGCAUCCGGUUCCGGGAAUGUAUGACUGGACCAAUGGCUAUCCGGCAUAUAUGCCGCCACCACCAGCGUCGCAGGAUGACAAAACUGCCGUCUCGUCGUCGUCGACAUCCUAUCUUCUUCCGCCGGCGCCAUAUCCGUUUGGUGGUGACUCGAACACCCUGUCGACACCAUUUUAUCCACCACCACCUAGCGCAUCGACGGGACUUGGCGAUGGCACGGGUUUGCCGGACUACACGGCGCAAUGUUUGACGGCGGCGCCGCCACAGCAGCCGCCGCCGGCUGGAAUUAGCCCACAUUAUGACGCAUACCCUGGAAUGCUGCCAACGGGAAAUGCGAUGACGAGAAAUGAAAACGCGAGUUUACGUAGCUCGGGUCGCCGUCGCGGUGCCAACAGUGUGGCUGGCUCGUCGGGAAUGCCGACGCGUCACUCGUCGUCGUCGCGUCUUUCGGACAACGAUUCGGUUAGCAACGACGAGCGUGAGCACGAUCGGCGCUCGCAAAACAAUAUGCGUGAGCGUGUUCGCGUUCGCGAUAUCAAUUCGGCGUUCAAAGAGCUCGGCAAAAUGUGCAAUCAACAUAAUCCGGCGACGUCGGAGCGCACGCAAACGAAACUAGGAAUAUUGCAUCAAGCGGUGGCCGUAAUCACGCAACUUGAAGAGCAGGUCCGCCAACGCAAUAUGAACCCGAAAGCGCUUGUCGGAAUGAAGCGCAAGCCUGACGAUGACAAGAUGAAAAUUGAGGAUGAUGCGAACCCGCUUCCUUUUCAAUCUCAUCAACGAUUCAAUCAAUGA